UAAGUCACGGAUGAGGAAAGAGUACGCAUGCUCGACUGUGACUGGGUUCCCGACUAAGCAUGCAACUCAUCCAAUCUAUCCUGUAGUAAUUGCUUGGUACAAUGAACGCAUCACUUCGACUGUCUGCAGUGUGACGACCACAUCUCAAGCCGCUGGGCUAUGCUUCGUCCAGAACUCAAGACAUCAGCCACCACCGGCGGACGGUUUGAUUUCGACGACGGCGGAACAUACUGCGGUGGCUGGGAAGAUGGUAAAGCACACGGACACGGAGUAUGCACUGGUCCGAAAGGUCAAGGAGAAUACAGUGGUUCUUGGCAUUAUGGAUUCGAGGUAUCUGGCGUAUACACAUGGCCGAGCGGUAGCACUUACGAAGGACAAUGGCAAAACGGAAAGAGACACGGUCUGGGUAUGGAGAGCCGCGGAAGAUGGAUUUAUCGCGGAGAGUGGACACAGGGUUUUAAGGGUCGUUAUGGGGUCAGACAGAGCAUAUCUUCCGGAGCUAAGUACGAAGGAACGUGGGCUAAUGGCUUACAAGACGGAUACGGAUCGGAAUCUUAUGCCGAUAAUGGGACAUACCAAGGACAAUGGAUGAGAGGCAUGAGGCACGGAUACGGAGUGAGAACCAGUGCGAAUUUCGGUCUGGCGUCGCAUCAUCGACAGAAGGCGACGACGGGUACAUCUUUGUCAUCACUUCCGACCGAACCCGUUGUGGACGUCACAAGCGACAGAGACAGAAAAAUGGACGAUUUUCGAGGAGGUUUCGUUUUAAAAUCUCGUAGCGACGAACCUCCGGCGAGAAGACGUUCCUUGGUCGAAAAAUCGACCAAUUUUAAAAAAUCGAUACUACAGGGUCUCCGACUAAAGAAACAACGAAGUACCGGCGACAUCGAUCGACGUGGAGUGAGUUCUGUUAGAAGUUCUGGUUCGAAUUUGAGUUCGGCCAGUUCGGAAUCUAGUCAGUCUGGCCUAACACAAACAUCCGUCCAUACAGACAGCAAUGCUAGUUUUGUCAGUCAAGAUGAUAUAAUAGAUUCCAACGUUAUCGAAACUUACAUGGGAGAAUGGAAGAAUGACAAGAGAUGCGGUUUUGGUAUAGCCGAAAGAUCCGACGGUUUAAAAUACGAAGGGGAAUGGUACAACAAUAAAAAAUAUGGUUACGGUGUUACCACGUUGAAAGACGGAACGAGAGAGGAAGGAAAGUACAAAAACAACGUACUGGUGACGUCGGGAAAGAAAAAGCAUCUGUUCCUUCUCAGGUCUGCGAAAUUUAAGGAAAGAGUAGAAGCAGCCGUUAAUGCUUCUAUCAGAGCUUCGCAGAUUGCAUUACAGAAAGCCGAUAUAGCCAUAUCUAGGACAGCAACUGCUAGAGGUAAAGCAGAGCAAGCGGAUGUUAGUGCACUCCACGCUCGAGAAGAUAUGGAUAUUGCCAGACUUGUAGCUAAACAAUUUGCACCUGAAUUUCAUCAACCAGGUACUGAUGCUCUGAAACGGAAACUGAAUGAAAGUCGCGAGCCUUCGGAGGCUAGACAUCACAUUCCUGCUAGAGAACAAACUCCAAUCCUUCAACACCAACAUUAUCCUCCGACGCCUCAUCAAUAUUCUAAUCAACACCUCUCUCAAGUACCUCAUCAAUAUUCUAAUCAACAUCAGUCACAACUUCACUAUCCCAAUCAACAUCAUACUCAAGUACCUAACCAGUACUCAAAUCAGCUUCAAACUCAAGUACCAAAUCAAAACCAAGUACACAACCAAUAUCCCAAUCAAUCGACGCACCAUUUCCAACGCAAUAGACCUUCGUAUUUACAAGCAACAAGGGAGAGCAGGUAUGGAAUAAGUAGUCUGGAAAAGCCAACAAUUAAUCAUCCAGAUAUCCCUCAGAAAAAUGUGAAUGUGAACUAUUUAGAUCCUUUAAAUUCGAAUAAACAGGACCAAGCACGAAUCGAUCCUUCAGAAAGAAUUCAGCCUCCAGGAUCGGUGCGCAGAAAUCCUAGUUACCGUGCUGCAGCUGGAGAUCCCCAUUAUACUAUCCAACAAGCCCUCAAUGAUCAUUUCGAUCAUUAUCAAUACGAUGCCAAGCAACAAGGUACUAGAAAACCCCGCGCCAUUCCUUCUUCACCUAUAAAACUCGCCACUAGUGCCAUUCCCUCGCAAAGACAAGGUACCGGUUACGGUGCUGAUUGUACUCCAGAUUCUGGUGUAUCCGAAAGUAUGGACAAUGAAGAAUCCUCACCAUUGCGUAGACGUAUCAAUGUGCCUCAACAUAUGUAUACAGAAGCUCAAUCCAGUCUGUUGAGUGUUGCACCUAGUGAUAUCAGCGAUCGGGGUAGCACACCUAGCCUGAUUAGUAAUGCACAACAAGUUCAUGAAGAGGAUAUACAACAGAAUUUUACCCCACUUACCGGACCUCAAAGGACAGCAUCCUUGUAUAUUAAGCCCCCUAGCAAAAUAAAACCUCCGCCACAAGCAGUUCCCGCCAAUAACGUUUCGGCGCUAAAACGAAAGAAAAGUCUUCCAAAUAUUGCAAAACCUACUGAGAAAUUGAAAGUUAUGCCUCGAGAAGAGGUAUCUGUUCUUAGUUCGAUAAGAAGAGAAGAAAUGAGAAAAGAACAAGCAACUGCUGAAAGAUUGCGUUCUAAUCCGUUGUUAUACCUUGUCAAUCCUGACGUUAAGGAUUGGUUCUCCAGACAGCAGCUGGUUAUGCUGGUGUUAUUUGUCAAUAUUAGUUUAGCUAUUAUGUUUUUCAAACUUCUAACUUAGCCAUCCCAGAUUUUGGAGCUGGAUUCUUCAAUAAAGAUUAAAGAAAAGAGUCGGUUAUAUUCGAGAAGUUGAUCACCCUGUAAUGCCAAUCAUGUGCAUCAAUUUUUCCAUUCUAUGUAUAAAUCUAGGUGGUUAACAUCAAACUCCUCGAAUAUUGUAUAUGAGGUUUUUUAUAAAUUGCUGGCUCUUGAAAUUUUUGAGAGUGAAACAUUUUUAAGUUACAGACUGUACAGUUUGUUGCCUUUUUUGUCUGUAUAUUUCUCCCCCCUCUGUUAAAUUUGCAUUUUAAAAUUUGUGAUGAUCAGAUUGGUGAUGAAAUAAAAAGAUUUUCCUAUUAUAAUAUUGUUAGAAAUUACAGCUAUUCCUAAAAAAUUUGCAGUUAUAUUCCCAAAUACGUCCAAUAUGGGAGAAAACAAGAAUAUUUGUACUAUGACUGUGAUCACGUGGGACAUAUCUUAUGAUGUUAUUGGGUAAGGGAAAGUGUCUUUUUGUUAACUGAGUACAAGCAGUGCCACUUUUUAUUAGUUAAUGAAUGAUAUUACUGCCAAAAUUUCAGCUGUAAUUGUUGCUAUUAUAAUGUAUGAUAUAAAUCAAAUCAUUUAAAAUCAAAACUCUGUAUUCCUGCUUGAUAUGUCGCUUGUCUUUGUGUUUUUCUAAUUGCAUGGAAUGUUGCAGCAAGUGUGACAACCCUUCUGGAAUUCAAAAAGCUUCUGUGUAGCAAAUACAAUUGUCAGAAAUUUUGUCAACAGAAAUAUUAUUUGAAAGCCAUUAUGAAAUGCAAUAUAUACAUAUAUAUACAUCAUCAGUAACAAUAUUGCACAUUUCCAUUAUGUGUCAUUUGUUUUUUCUUUUUAGCAUAUGUUAUGAUUCGUACCAGGAAAAUUUGUGCAAAAGUAUUUUUAAAAAGAAAAUAAUAUAUUAUAAAUAUAAAAUAUAUACUUGUGUAUGUAUACCUUUUAAAACUUUUCUAAAUGCAUCACUAAAAUGUUACAAACUGUACACUGUACUUUAAAUUAUUUAAAUUUGAUCAAAUUAGAAAAAUGUGUAGUUUAUUUGAUUUAUAUAGUAGUUAUAUAUUUUCUGUAUCCUUCCAUUCUGUAUCAAAACUAUUGCAUGUCUAAAAUUAUGUCCGAAUUUAUUAUGGAUGGAUGUGUCAGUGAGCAUAAAAACUGCUAGAAAUUUUUAUAUCUUUCAGUGAAACUGAACUAUUUCUUCAUAUUUCCAUAAUUAUCUAAAAUCUUACUAUAAAUUUCUCCUUGUACAGUGAUAUUUAUACACUGUUAAUAAUGUGCUACAGAUCUCUAUUAAUAGAGUUUUGUGUGAUGAGAAUAAAUUGCACAUUUCAGUUUU
This is a messenger RNA of Centruroides sculpturatus (bark scorpion), 4107 nucleotides long. Its product is annotated as junctophilin-1-like. The transcript is spliced from 6 exons. NCBI's taxonomy places the organism in Eukaryota, Metazoa, Arthropoda, Arachnida, Scorpiones, Buthidae. The record is from RefSeq and is a predicted model, not a curated record. Gene Ontology annotation, cellular component: endoplasmic reticulum membrane; junctional membrane complex; plasma membrane. Bases 160 to 2757 code for a protein of 865 amino acids.